This is a messenger RNA of Porites evermanni, 729 nucleotides long. The record is from the annotation of a GenBank genome assembly. Lineage: Eukaryota; Metazoa; Cnidaria; Anthozoa; Scleractinia; Poritidae.
AUGGAGAACAGGCCUAUGAUGCUGGGGGUCCAAGGAAAGAAUUUUUUCGGCUUUGUCUUAAAGAAAUACAGCAAAGGCUCUUUGAAAUUGGACUGCGCGAACUCAUGGCCCCAGGAAUAUGAGUUUGCUGGAACUAUUAUGACCUUGAGUAUUCUUCAGAAUGGAACCACCCCACGGUUUAUUCCUGAAGAAAUUUUGCAGGAGAUUUUUUCAGAGGAUUUUGCAUGGCCAUGCAUUGCAGAGCUUCGGAAAGGAUUCAUGAAACUUGGUCUAUAUGAAGUUGCAACGAGUCUACCAGUCUUUCUUUUCCUGCUGCGUGCAAAUGAAUCAAUAGACGACAGACGACAGCUCAGCAUCCUACUUCUACGGCCAUCAUUCUCAGAGGAAGGCACAAAUGUACGCAAGUAUGAAAAUGAUGCCUACGCUGCAUUCUCAAAGUAUGUGCGAGAAGCUGCAAGUGGAAGAAGGAGUAGAAUCACUCUUGGGAGCAUUCUACAAUUUGCAACUGGGAUGGAUGAAGAACCACCCCUUGACUUUGAACUACAACCUAGUAUUCAAUUUGUUGCUGCUAAUGAAGGGAUCAAGUGGUCUUUCAUUCCAAAAGCUAACACUUGUAGCAAAACAAUGUUCUUAACAAGGGGCUCCCACAGUCGUUCUUUACCAGCUGAGAAGGAACUCUUUGAAGCUUAUGAUAUUGCCUUUACAAAUACCUUCUUUGGACUUUCAUAA